This is a messenger RNA of Schistosoma intercalatum, 2420 nucleotides long. Lineage: Eukaryota; Metazoa; Platyhelminthes; Trematoda; Strigeidida; Schistosomatidae. The record is from the annotation of a GenBank genome assembly.
UCUUGUUUUACCGUGCUAAGCUGCGUGUUACUUUAACACCAGUCGGUGUUUUGGAAGUGUUGGACAUGAAUCUGUUCAGCUAGAUAAUACAACGUUCAUUGUGUAACCCUAAGACUGACUGCUAUAUUUGGAGAGAUUACGAGUUCUAAAUUUGCGAACGGAACGAAGACUCAGAGACAGGACCCAAAAGCUAACUAUAAUAUACAGUGAUCCAAGCGACUUUCAAGCUCUUUACAUAUGUUUUUAUACCAUAGAGUGGAUCAUGGUGGAUGUUCCCUUACUAACUCAUAUAUCUGAAACUACAGACUGCAGCUCAUCUUCCUGCCAGGCAUCAUCUGCUUCAGACGAUUCUGUUCCUGAAGGCUAUUUAAUCUUGACAUUCGAUAAAAAGAAGAAAGCUGUUUUAAAAACCGCUGUGUUUGCAGAUGUUUCGGAUCCUAGAUUUGCAGAUGAUUAUGAAGAUGAUGAUGAAGAUGAAAGUAAUGAUAACUGUUGGCCACUUCAUGAGUCCAAGUUAGCUGUUCACCAGCAGGAAAAUGAUGGCGUACUUGAAAAUGAAGUUACUGAUGCCAAAGGUUUUUUGUCAAAACCUCUUGUUAUUUCUACGGAUGCAGCUGACAAAACUUCCUCUUCAUCUUAUACUUCAUGUUACGGCGAAGCCUUUUGGGUUGGUGAAGAUGAGCUAAACGUAAAACAAAAUACUACAAGUUCUUGGGAUCUAUCGCCUGGUAACAAAGUAUCUCAAAGUUUAAUACGUACUAGUCCUUUGACGUGUGAUACUCAUUCAGUAACUCCGACUUCAACUUUACAGUCAUCUACUGAAAGCUGGUCUUUGAGCACACCUCAGUCAACAAUAACUCGACUAACCGGCACUUUCCCUUAUCGCAAAGCUACAUAUCCCAUUAAUCAUCUUGCCAGAAAAUACAACCAUAACACGUUUUCAUCUCACUUCCAGCCUAAAUGGCCUAGAGCAUUUAAUGUCCAUUUAGGUGAUCAUUCCAAAAAGAUGCUCAGGUGUGACCAAUGUGGCAAAUAUUACCGUAAUGAUUAUAGCCUACAUCAUCAUAUUUGCUUAAAGCGCAAAGAUGUGUGGAAGAAAGGUGAUGUGCCGUCUGAAAUGAUUGAUGGUCAAGUUAUGUAUUUUUGUCCCAGUUGCCGUAAACCUUUUAAAUGGCUUGGUAACCUUACACGACAUUUCUAUGUGCAUACAGGUCAAAGAUUCUUUCGGUGUGAUAUUUGUUCUAAAGAAUUUUUCUCUGCUUACCAAGUUAAAAGACAUAUGAAUUCACAUACAGGUGUCCGUUUCAAAUGUGAAGUAUGUGACAAACCUUUUACAUGUAAAUACGCCUGUGCUUGGCAUACUAGACAACAUUAUGCUUAUUCAUUAAAAUAAUAAAUUUUAAGAAUUUCUCUCUGAUUCUUCCAAAUGAAUUUUUAGCAACGAAUAUAUACAUACCUACACUUUGCUUUUUUACGUUUCAAUGAAAGAUAUUCAAACAUACACCUUGCACAAUGAUUUAUUUUUUUACUAAUAAAAUUUCAAUAUUAGCCAAUGUUUUUAAUAUCUUUCUUGUAUUCAAUAUAUAUUAUAUCACAUUAAUAAUUCACGUGCCUUAAGUUACGCUACAUAAUGCUCGCCACCAGCUUCUUGGAUAUUUUGAUAACUUGUGAGUAUAUUUAUUGAUAAUAUACACUUACAUCACACUUUCUAAUCAACUGAGAGAUUGCUCAAUUCCCUCAUGGUGUGUUUGUUACAUCUCACUGAUAUUUAAUUAAAACAGUAUUCUUUUAUAUUAUAAUUUUGCCUCUUAUAAUAAUUAUCAACUGUGGCGGGUAAUAAAUACAAAUACUGUGCUGUGACGAAGAAAACCUGUUUGCUCCUCUUACUAGCCAUUAUAGUAAACACAGUCGUUGAGUAUUUCUUUGUUUUUGUAACUAUUUUUUUAUAUACAUGUUUACACUGUUUUUGAUAGAGUAUCGUAUUAUGCAACAAAAAAAGUGAACAAACAAACAAUCUGACAUAGGUGACCCCUCGUCAACACCUGUUCUUCCAAAUAUUCCUAUCUCCUCUAUCAUUAUUACCUACUUUGGAAUCUGUUGUGCCUUGCUUUAUUCGGUUACAGUAGCUGUUUGCCUCUUUGUAUGCACUUGGUUUUUAUAUAUAUUGCCUUUUUUCCUAAUUAUUAUUAUUACCAUUUAUUAUUAACAAUCUAAAUUCAAGAAUUUUUUUGUAGAAAUUGGUGAUUAUUUUUUGCUUGGUUUCUUAUUGUUAUUCUGACAAUUUUAAUGAAAAUAAAGUUUUUUUUAAAAAAAAAGAAAGUGCACUCGUAACUGUUUUAUGUGUAGUUAACAUGUUUUAUCUUGUUGUCUUCUUUCUAUCCAUCAAACUAACAUUUUGAAUAUAAGUUGGUUAUGUAUAA